This is a messenger RNA of Capsicum annuum, 595 nucleotides long. RefSeq lists its product as uncharacterized. The record is from RefSeq and is a predicted model, not a curated record. The coding region runs from base 1 to 510 and encodes 169 amino acids. NCBI's taxonomy places the organism in Eukaryota, Viridiplantae, Streptophyta, Magnoliopsida, Solanales, Solanaceae. The transcript is spliced from 3 exons.
AUGGGACCUAACCAUAUGCAGGGAAAGAAGAAGUUCUCGGUGCCAUCAAGCAGUAAAGACACAAGCAAGUGCAUUAAUGGACAAAUCAACCGUUCAAAAUAUGGAGAAAUAGGAGUUCCAUGUGCUCUUGAUGCUAUUUUUGAACAAUACAAGAACACCAUGAAAGGGAACCAAGAUGUUUCUGCUCCUAACGAUUCUGUUGAGGUUUCCGUUUCCAUCACAGAUGAUAUUAGAACAUCAAGAAAAAGAGGCCUUACUGAAGGUAGCAGCGGAACCCAAUCAGCUCGAAAGGUUUUGGCAAUUCUUGGAGAAGGUUCAGCAGCAAAGCCGAGAAGAAAAGUGAGAAUGCUCGAUAACAUUGAGAAACCUAAUACUCUCUUCAAUCAUUAUGCAAAUGGAGGUUGCUGGUGGGAUUGCAACAUGGAAGGCGUUGAUAACGAAGAAGUGGGAUGUAAUGAAGUAUGGGAAGGAAUGGGUUCUACUACUCUAGGGGGAUUGGAAUGGCACUGAACUAAGCGACGCGAGGAGAGAAAUGAAUUACAUACCCGAUGAAAGUCAUUGGUUGGGGUCUCGAGAGGGUAAAGUGUAUGCAGAC